This is a messenger RNA of Brachypodium distachyon (stiff brome), 692 nucleotides long. Its product is annotated as mitochondrial import inner membrane translocase subunit Tim13. The record is from RefSeq and is a predicted model, not a curated record. Bases 126 to 392 code for a protein of 88 amino acids. The transcript is spliced from 2 exons. Lineage: Eukaryota; Viridiplantae; Streptophyta; Magnoliopsida; Poales; Poaceae.
CACGCGGCCUGCGCGCCGCCCUCGACCUUCCGUCCCCAGAAAUCUUCGACGCAGCCGCGCAGGAGAACGCACUGAGCCUCGACCAGCCGCGAUUCCGUGAAGACUUGGAAAGCAAGAGAACCCGCAUGGACUCCUUCUCGUCGCCGUCGAUGUCGUCGUCCGGGUCGCCCCCCAACACGGAGGCGCUCAUGGACCAGAUCAAGGCGCAGCUCGCUCAGGCUUAUGCCCAGGAGUUUCUUGAGACUGUUGGAAACAAGUGCUUCGCAAAGUGCGUGACUAAGCCAGGAUCAAGCUUGAGUGGAAGCGAGAGCAGUUGUGUGUCACGCUGUGUUGAACGUUACAUUGAGGCAACUGGUAUCAUCAGCCGAGCUCUGUUCAGCUCCCAACGUUAAAGAUGUUUAGCAGUGUUAUGCUUGCUACUGGUAUUUUCAUCUGGGAUUUGUCUAGUUUUAAGUCAUCAGUAUACAUCAACAGUUCGGCUUAAUUUGUCAUGCAGUGGUGAAUGGUGAUUGCCUAAUACGCUGAUGGUUUAUUUUGCACCAUGCUAGUUAGUUUUUGCGGAAGAAACAUUGUGUUGAGUCGCAUGGUAGUUAUGCUCGUAAUCUCCUGCAAUUUCUCUUGUUAUUAUACUUUCCAUUGUUGCCAAGGGAAUAAAGAGCACGCUAUCCUGAUUGACAGGUUUUAUGUUGUUA